CCUCCUCAAAAAAAGAAAAAAAAAAAAACGAAGAGCAAAUGAAAAUGAAAGGAACCGGCUAUGAGAGCGCCACGAAGUUGAAGAAACAUUUGUUGGCACGAUGAAAGAAUGGAUUUGUGGGUCUUGAAUCAAUCGGAAAUUGGGAAUUGAAGAGCGAGACAGAGAGAGAUGGGUGAUCACUACUCGAUAUUGGGUCUGACAAGGAAUGCGAGCAAAGAAGAAAUUAAAGAGGCGUUCAGGAAGCUGGCGGUGAAGCUGCACCCAGACAAGCAUUCCCAUUCUUCUAAGGCGGUGAGGGAUACCGCCACCCUCCGAUUCAAGCAGGCCUCCGAAGCCUAUCAGGUCCUCAUCGACGAUCGCAAGCGCGCCGACUACAAUUUCCGAACCUCAUCCGCAUCCUAUUCCCGAACCUCCUCCUCCUCCUCCGGUUACGGUUACGGUUAUAGUAGAAAUAACCGCAAUUAUGCUUCUGCUUCUAGACCCUCCAGCUUUGACAGUCUGCUUCGCUAUGUCACCACGCGUGCCUUCCUUCUCAACGUCUCCGUUGCAGGAUGGAUUUUAUGCAGGGCUCUAUUAGGUGGCGUGGGCGUCGUUAAUAUGGGAUGGGAUGCCUUAUGGAAGAUACGUAAUUCUGGGAAAUCAUUUGAAGAAGCGAUGGAAUCUGUUGAAAAGGCCAAAGCACAUAAAGAGAAGCUGUAGGAGGUGGUCACUGUGUUUGCCCUCUGCUAAUCAUAUCUGAAUGCCUCUAGGUCAGAUCAACACAUAUAUGUGCACAUAGAAACAUAGAGUUCUUAUUAGUUUAUGAAGAUAGAGUAUGUCACUGAUAAAUCACUUGUAUACCUUACUAUCAUUUGAUUCAUUAUUGUUUUUUUUUUUCCCAGUUUGUAAAUAUUUUUUGUUUCUUUUCUUAUAAUGAAUAAUGUAUCUUGUUCAUGAUGAAAGAUUACAAUACUUAAAGACUUCA
Messenger RNA from Rosa chinensis, 964 nucleotides. Its product is annotated as chaperone protein dnaJ 72. The transcript has 3 exons. Lineage: Eukaryota; Viridiplantae; Streptophyta; Magnoliopsida; Rosales; Rosaceae. Bases 169 to 699 code for a protein of 176 amino acids. The record is from RefSeq and is a predicted model, not a curated record.